Molecule: messenger RNA, 3282 nt
Organism: Metschnikowia bicuspidata var. bicuspidata NRRL YB-4993
Lineage: Eukaryota; Fungi; Ascomycota; Pichiomycetes; Serinales; Metschnikowiaceae
Gene: NUP84
Product: Nup84p
Exons: 1
Coding region: 500-2881 (793 amino acids)
Biological process (GO): post-transcriptional tethering of RNA polymerase II gene DNA at nuclear periphery; regulation of DNA-templated transcription; mRNA export from nucleus
Cellular component (GO): nuclear pore; nuclear pore outer ring
Molecular function (GO): structural constituent of nuclear pore
Source: RefSeq, a predicted model, not a curated record
CACAAGGCUAAGGAUCACAAAUAUAUCUGAAACUCCAAAACAAAAAGGGGAAUUUUCAAGUAUUAGUUCAGAAAAAGCAAGAGUUUAGAAUCAGUCUACUUCCUAUUUAUUUGGAACAUGUCACACACCACUUCGUCCAAAGUGGACCCGAAUGCACUAGCCUUAAUUUGCCAUUUGACGCGCAGCAGGAGUGUUUGUCCUUGACUGUAUUCUUACCAUACAAAGCUUAGAGCAGGAUUAAAUUUUGUCCUUGCAAAACCCCUUCCUGUAUUAUUCAAAAAUCUAUCUGUGUUAAAUAAUCUAAACAGGAUAAGUUGGGUUGCGGCCUGUUCUCGGCAUUGCACUAAAUGGAAGGACGACUCGCAAGCAUUGAGGCCGCGCACGACUUCGAAAAGUCUUCGAUGUUUACCUCAAGUCAGCUUCAUCCAACCCAAGACGGCUAAAACUGACACCGGAUUUCUUUCGCUGCUCCUAAAAAGAUUAGUUAGAACACUGUGUCAUGGAAGAGUCUACGGCAUUUCCAUCCAUAUCGGAAGUCUCCCCAGAAGUGCAAUUUGCACAGGUAUUGGAGAACUUUCAAAUGAGUGCUGGGGACGUUAGUCCAUUUGAUAUCACGCAAAACUUCAUUUCGAUCUCCGCGGCUAGAGCACUUGAAGUUGGAAAGAAGAUCAGCGAACUCGGUGACAAUGUGUGUGCUGAAGAUGAGCAGGAGUUCGCCAGUUGGGACUUGGAGACCAAGUUAUGGCAUUUGGUUACCAAUCUAUACUCGUUCAGACUCAGUGAGGAUACCGAUCACGUGCAAACAUACGAGUUUUCGUCCUUUUCGACAAAACAAAGAGCAUUUUUGCAAACACAGCCCAAAUUAAAAGAAUUGAUAAUUAUCAUUCACUGGCUUCAGCAAAACGCUCAGGAAGUUUCCGUUCUGUUUGAUGGUACCAAUGCAUCUAAGUGGGCCAACACCCGGGUAGCACUUCAGAGUAAAGAUUUAGCUGCAUUGACGUCUCUGAAGAAUAGCAGAGACUUAGUUGACUUUUUGGACGCAGACGCUACAUUGAGGACCAACAAAAAGAUUUCUGAUGCAGACUUGAGCAACGACUCGAAAAACUUCGAGAUUAUCUAUAGACUUGUAUUGGCUGGAGAUUAUCAGCGUGCUGUUGACUACGCUAGCCAAACAGGAAAUUUCACUUUGGCGCUCAUUUUGGUAGGUGCUCAGCAGGAUUUUGUCGAUCCGGUCCUUGACGGCCAAGACCUCAUGGUCGAUGAUACAAACCGCGAUGAUGUUUUAGCCCAGUCCCCUGCAGAACCCUCAGGCUUGAGACAUAAGUACCUUUGGCUCCAGACUGUCUACAACUUAUCCCGAGAAGAACGUUUAUCCAGGGAAGAGCGGCUAAUAUACUCGUACUUAUCUGGAGGUGACCAGACAGAGAACAUACAGUAUGCAGCUGAAGAUUGGGACAACUGCUUGCUUCUUUAUAUCAACCAACUUCUCACACAUCACAUAUGUUUAUUCAUGGGUUCAACUCUUCCGGCAGAUGACGAAUCCGAGAGUCUUUCAUCUGUGUCAUUUCCUACCCCUCAACACACAUCUCUUGAAACAAUAUUGAACACCAUGCUGAAUUCAGCUGCUCUUGCUGAGGAGAGCAAAAAUCCGUUCCGUGUCAUCAUGGGUGCAGUCCUCAUCAAUCAAUUAAACUUCUUUCUUGACAAUACAUUUAAGUCUUCCCAGCUUAGCAUUGUCAGCGACCAGCAUAUUCUACGAGUCUUGGCUCAUUUAGCCGUGUUCUCUUCACUUUGCGGUCUACAUGAAGGGUCUAAAACUCCAACUAAAAUCAUCACAAGGUAUAUCUCCAAAUUGUCUGAGUAUGGCUAUGAAGACCUUGUACCCAUUUACUUGGCGUUCAUUCCUGAUGAAAAAGAUGUUCGUGAAUGCUACUCCAUUUUCUUGUCUACAAUCACUGAUUCUGGCAAACGCGCCAAACAGCUCGAAAUAUUCAAAAGGUUGGGGCUCAGUACUCCUGCCGAAAUUGGUACUCGCUUGGAUACUGACACUGGAGAUGACACAGAUCACUAUGAAUACAAGAUUCACAAUGUUCUUAAAAGAACGGUUGAAAGAGUUAUGUGUGAAACUGAAGAGCACUACCGCCCUCAAAUUGAAAUCCAAAUUGAAGAUUCCGUUGUCGACAAUGUGGACUUCAAGUUGUGCAGGUCAGUAGAAUGGUUUUUCGAGAACAACAUGUAUGAAGACGCCAUCAAUGCCUCGCGCACUGUGUUCCAAAGAUUCGUCUCUACAGGCCGUUUAAAGGCUAUUAGGGAGUUUGGAAAAGGAAAGAAUCUCAAGACCCUUCUCAAAAAUUACGACUUUGACAUGCAGACAAAAUCUCUUGGGCUGGCUGAAGUUCCGACUUCGGUAUCAGACACCGACAAAGAUGAGUUGAUGCAGUAUGAGAAAUUACUUGAGUGUCUUUUACUUUUAGAUGAAUGGAAGACAUUUGUCAGCAACAAAUCUGACAUUCAUUGGAUUUCGAAAGAUGUGGAAAAUUCGAUAGAGAAAGUCGUGAGCAAGAUCCAGAAUUUCAUUUUCACAUGGUUUCGCGAGAUAAUUGAUUCUUCACAGAAAGAUUCCCAACUUUACCAAGAAUAUCGUUCCAUCUAUGUUCCAUACUUCAUUAUUGAGCUAUUGCAGAUUUUUCAAGCCGCUAGACCACACAACUCAAAAUAUGUUCACCAGGCAUUUCAUUUGGUCAGCGAAGUCGCCAAUGACAAAGAAAAUGACUUUCUCAGAUGCUUUUUGUCUUGUGGCAGAACCAGCGAGUUUGUUGUCUUGGCUGGGGAGGUGGCUGCCGUGGCGGCUAGUACCGGCAGUAGAGAUAUAUUUGUGUAAAGAGGGUAUAUCUAUCAACUAAAAGUAUAUUUUGAAGUGUGAAAUAUGUUUCUUUUUGUCUUGCUCUAAUUCAAUGUUGAGGCCUUUUCAUACAAAGAGUCAACGACGGAUGACAUAUUCUUGACCAACUCCAAAGACGCUUCAUAUGCGGCGUCAGUUCUUGGCUGGUCGUAAAUAAUAAGCCAGCCAUUACCUUGGUCCAAAACACCGUAGAACACCUUAUCUAGAAUCAUUUGCGACAACUUGCCUUCAACCUGCUGCAAGUUCAACCCAAUGGUUUUCGAAAUGUGCGAUAUCUCGACGACGCUGUAAGACUCGAUGAUUUUCAACAAAUUUUGCUCCAACAAGUUGUCAUACAAAGAGUUGAAAUGAUUCUUGAUAAUUUGGUCCGAUCUCAAUUC